AUGUACGACCCCGUGGCUCUGGAUCUCAGCUACGUCAACCGAUCUCUGCCUCGCCACUACGAGUCCGACGAAGAGGACGUCUCCGAAGCUGAAGGCCACUCCUCGCUCGACCACAAGCGCUCUGCAACCCUCGACUCACUCCUCAGCGUCAGCGACACCGAGCUGGACCCGGCAACAGACCGUCCAGCCUUCCCCCGACUCCUCUCCCUCCCAUCAAGCAAGACAUCACGCCCCGUGUCCAUCGACACCGUCAAGCGCAGCAGCAGCGCAACCUUCGCAACGGAACCCUGCACCAUCUUCGACCACGACGACGACGACGACAUGAUUAUCGAACUCCCCUCGCCCGACUCCACCACCCCCAGCGCCCUCCACUCGCCUCUCCUCCUCCAGCCCUCAGUCUACGUCCCCUCAGAACCACUCACCUCCCCACGCAACUCCUUCAGCUCGACUUCUUCGUCCAUCCACUCCGACGACGAAAGCGUCUUCGUCGCAGAACAGGUCACCUACGUCGAGCACGCAAGGCCUAAUCUAAUCUUAAUCUCUCCAACCGAGUCCUCGCCCUCUUCCUCUCCACGCGAAACAAGCCUGGACCUCCCCUCCCCGACAGCAUCAGACAGCUCAGGCUCCGUGUACUCCAACGACGGCGCCGCAAAGUCCCAGCCUCUUCUAUCCGAAACACCCAUGGCCAUGGACCGCGGCCGCCCGCGAUCCCAGUACCCAGCCCGACCCCUGCACACAAAGACCCAAGGCACAGGAAGUCUCAGCGCCCUCGACACCCUGCGCUGCGCCCCUCCCCAGGGUCGUGAAUACGAGGCCAUGAGCGCACCGCCCGUCGAAGUCCCGCGCGCGCUCUCCUUCCGCGCGCGCUCAAUGUCCUUCUCGCGCCCCCAAACACCCGCCACAGAGCGAAGACGGCUGCACAAGGAGCCGCCGCGGCGCCCGCCCUCGGCCCAGAGCACGAGCACCGCGACCUUCUCGCUCUUCCCCACCCAGUCGCAGACCCAGACCCAGUCGCAGACCCAGACCCAGACCCAGUGGCAGUCUCACACCAGCUGCGCCAGCACCUACACCUACACCGACUCCUGCGCCUCCUCGACCUACUCCCUCCCCCUCUCUUCUUCCCAGCCGCCCUCCCGCACCGCCAGCCCGAGCCCCUACGCCUCGGCGUCUCCGGCUAUGCGCUCGCGCUCGGGCUCGCUCUAUAGUGUGUCCAGCAUGUCUGCGGCGCAGGGGAAACGUGCCCCUGGCCCGCCGGUCUCCGGCUCCUAUCGCGGCUCGAUAUCCAUGGUCAAGUCAAGGUCCAGCACGAUGCCGAUGGGCGGAGGUGGGCACGGGUACUCGAGCAGCAGUCUGCGGGCGGAGCUGAACACAGGCCCACAGGGACAGGUGCAGGAGGAGAGCAAGAAGAGCAAGACCCACAGCCGCAAGAAGAGCAUGAAACAGCUCAAGUCGUCGUCGAAGGAGAAGGAGGAGUCGGCGGCAAAGAGCUUUGUCGGGUUUAUGCUCCGCGCGAAGAGGAAGUCCGGGAUCAAACAUAAUGCUUAA
Aspergillus mulundensis is the source of this 1545-nucleotide messenger RNA. RefSeq lists its product as uncharacterized. The record is from RefSeq and is a predicted model, not a curated record. The transcript has a single exon. Lineage: Eukaryota; Fungi; Ascomycota; Eurotiomycetes; Eurotiales; Aspergillaceae. The coding region runs from base 1 to 1545 and encodes 514 amino acids.